AUGGUAGUGGUUCGAGGAUGGCCGAUGCCCGAUCCACUACGGAACACUUAUAAAGAGUUCUUCUCAACUUUCAAUAGAACAAUUGUAUGGAAUGAUACCAUAUCGCAUCAAGCUUAUACAAGAUUAAAGAAAGGACUUGGGACCUUGAAGUAUCCCUGCAUCGAGCGCGCUGUCAUACAGUGGGUUGAAGAGGUUACCAUUACAUGUACUCUCGCAAACAAACGUGUUUUUAAGGGAAUUUCCGUACUGGCUCAAGAUGCAAAUGUCGCUAAAAAUAUAUUACACCCUCCGCGGUUCGAGAUGUACAGGACUGAGAUCGAGGAAGCUUCCCGAAGGGGCGCAAUAUGGAUGCCACCAUCUCCUUGCUCGAGGUUAUAG
Molecule: messenger RNA, 378 nt
Organism: Ostertagia ostertagi
Lineage: Eukaryota; Metazoa; Nematoda; Chromadorea; Rhabditida; Trichostrongylidae
Source: the annotation of a GenBank genome assembly